Messenger RNA from Aphanomyces astaci, 752 nucleotides. RefSeq lists its product as hypothetical. The record is from RefSeq and is a predicted model, not a curated record. The coding region runs from base 33 to 626 and encodes 197 amino acids. The transcript has 4 exons. NCBI's taxonomy places the organism in Eukaryota, Oomycota, Saprolegniomycetes, Saprolegniales, Verrucalvaceae.
CGAUCACCAAGUGUCAGCAGAGUGUGGGUGGCAUGCGCAAUCGCGUGCUACAGAUUCGUCGGUGUCUGAAGCCUGCUGCUCGUCCGGCAAAGCCAGUGACCAGGGCGGACAUUCCCCUCAAGCCCAUCGUCCUGACGAAGGAAGCGAAGAAGCUUGCGGCGGAUGAAGCGUCCAAGAAUGCCUUGAUGCUCCGCUUCAGCAACGAAAACUCGUACUUGAAUUGGGCUCGUAACGGCGUCAUGUCGUCUGGCGUCGGAGUGGCCAUGUAUGCCCAAGAACACCAUCGCGGCGCGCAACUCAGCGGUGCAGGCUUGCUACUGCUUGGGUUUGGCUACAUUGGCGUGGGCAGCUUCAAGUACAUGUUUUACAUCUUGCGCUUUCGCCAAGUCAUGGGUACGUCAUGGCCCAGUGUCGUGGCGUCGUGUUCGCAUGCGGCGGUGGCGUUGGGCAUUUGGUUGACGGCCACAGCCUCCUUCCUGGAAAGCAUCCCCCUCGAAAUGGACGUCAUGUUGCUCGAAGAGCCGUUCAUUCAGUUCCUCCCGAGCCGCAUUGCCCAAGGGCUGAUCCAAACGUACAACCUGCAGCAGGACGACCCAGACCCGCGACCAGUCGACGCCUCAGCGUGACCCGGCCGGCGGUCAUUAGUCGCGUAGAGAACCCCGCAACAUGCAUCACCUUUAUGGACACUUCUCUGUUUCCGCAUUUUAUUCAGUGGGGUAUACACGUAUGGGAUAAGGAUGAGUUGUUUCCAG